Messenger RNA from Aspergillus puulaauensis, 465 nucleotides. Its product is annotated as putative ubiquitin conjugating enzyme (UbcB). The record is from RefSeq and is a predicted model, not a curated record. Bases 1 to 465 code for a protein of 154 amino acids. The transcript is spliced from 3 exons. NCBI's taxonomy places the organism in Eukaryota, Fungi, Ascomycota, Eurotiomycetes, Eurotiales, Aspergillaceae.
AUGGGCAGUCAAAAGCGGAUAGCAAAGGAACUCGCCGAACUCACAGAAUCCCCUCCGGAGGGUAUUUCGGUUGAGCUCGCGAACGAAUCUGACCUUUACCAAUGGAAGGUCUUCAUGGACGGGCCUGAGGAGUCUCCUUUCUACAAUGGCCGCUUCGAACUCAAACUAUCCCUGCCGACAGAAUACCCCUUUAAGCCACCAACUGUCUCCUUCGUGACGAAGAUCUAUCACCCAAAUGUAACAAACGACGACAAGGGAAGCAUGUGUCUGGGUAUGCUCAAGGCCGAUGAAUGGAAGCCCUCUUCAAAACUACUUGCUGUUUUGCAGUUCGCCAGAUCGUUGCUCGAGGAGCCGAUGCCAGAUGACGCCGUUGAAGGGCGGAUCGCAGAGCAGUACCGCGAGGAUAGGGCAAGGUAUGAGGAGAUCGCGAGGGAGUGGACGAGAAAGUAUGCCACAGCGUCAUAA